UGUAAAGGCAAACAUGUGCUGUAGAUUGUGAAAUAUAUGUAAUUUUUCGUCGGUCAAACAACGACGGAAAGAGAGUAACGCAGCUACAAUACAAAAACAAAUCAUCCGGAAAAACGAUUCGAGCGCCUUGAACAUGUCUUCGCCCAGACAAGCGGGUAUGCCGCAAAAAGCCCCACCUUCCAUCGACGACCUGUAUAUGGAGCGCGAUUUUUACAUCGGACUUGCGUUAGCCCUUUCGAGUAGUAUUUUCAUCGGAUCGAGCUUUAUUAUAAAGAAAAUAGGCCUCUUGCGCCUUUCUCGCGUAGGUUCGGUGCGUGCUAGUGCCGGGGGAUAUGGCUACCUACGCGAUUGGAUUUGGUGGGCCGGCCUUAUCUGUAUGGGUGUCGGUGAAGCGGCAAACUUCGCCGCGUAUGCGUUUGCACCAGCUUCCCUUGUGACGCCGCUUGGAGCCCUAAGCGUGAUAGUGGCCGCAGUCUUAGCGUCCAAGUUCCUCAAGGAACGGUUAAACUUACUAGGGAAACUCGGCUGCUUCCUGUGCAUCGUUGGAUCGACGAUUAUCGUUAUACAUUCCCCGAAAGAAGGCGAAGUGGAGGAUCUAAACUUGCUGAUGGACAUGCUGCAGGAUACCACCUUCAUCACGUAUGUCGUGCUGAUACUCUCGCUGUCGCUGUUCAUCGGAUGCUGUUGCGGUCCGCGGUAUGGCCACAAGCACGUCGCCGUGUACAUUCUUCUGUGUUCUGCCAUUGGCAGCCUUACGGUGAUGUCCUGCAAGGCACUGGGACUCGCCCUGCGCGACACCCUGUCGGGCAAGUCGAAUGAUUUCGGCAUGUGGCUGCCGUACUUCCUUAUCAUUAUCACGGUCGUGUUCGUUGGCGUGCAGGUGAACUAUCUCAACAAGGCGCUAGACAUCUUUAACACGAGCAUUGUGACACCGAUCUACUACGUCAUCUUUACGACGCUGGUCAUUACCGCGUCGGCAAUCCUGUUCAAGGAGUGGCGACACAUGCGCGCCGAAGAUAUCAUCGGUGAUUUGUGCGGGUUUUUCGUCGUGAUCGUUGCCGUCAUACUACUGAACGCCUUCCGCGAGAUGGACAUCAGCCUGAGUGAUGUGAAGGGUAUCAUGCGCCCGAAACGAGAACUGCUUCAUUUGCACAAGAACGGCCAGUACGAGGACUAUUUGAAUGAAAAUGAGGAACGAGGACCACUGAAACCCCAGUACGGGACAAACUAUCUGAACGCGUGAAACAUUUCAGGAUAUUUCGUGUUGUGAAUAGGAUACAUUUUUUACGAGAGGCGAAGCUCGAAGCAAAUGUAAAGAGACCAAAAAUUAAGAACGCUUCACUAACUUAUAACGAAAAGGCUUCACGGUCUAUUUUAU
Anopheles nili is the source of this 1378-nucleotide messenger RNA. RefSeq names its product magnesium transporter NIPA2 (gene spict). Gene Ontology annotation, molecular function: magnesium ion transmembrane transporter activity. The record is from RefSeq and is a predicted model, not a curated record. Bases 134 to 1243 code for a protein of 369 amino acids. Gene Ontology annotation, biological process: magnesium ion transport. The transcript is spliced from 2 exons. Gene Ontology annotation, cellular component: membrane. Lineage: Eukaryota; Metazoa; Arthropoda; Insecta; Diptera; Culicidae.